This is a messenger RNA of Cavenderia fasciculata, 2916 nucleotides long. RefSeq lists its product as uncharacterized. The coding region runs from base 1 to 2916 and encodes 971 amino acids. The record is from RefSeq and is a predicted model, not a curated record. NCBI's taxonomy places the organism in Eukaryota, Evosea, Eumycetozoa, Acytosteliales, Cavenderiaceae. The transcript has 2 exons.
AUGAGAUUCUAUUAUUUAGUCAUAUUUUGUAUGGCUGUAAUGAUUGGCACACUUGCCAAUGCAUCGGCUCAAAUGAAGGGGUAUGCCUUUUCUCCAAUGGCUCGUCAAGCUCGUUGUCGUCUUAGUCACUACAAUCGUUUUGACAUUCCAGGCGGUGCUGGAAUCAGUGAUCCAAUGUGUUACAAUGCCUACAACUAUGUCUACCACAAAUACGGAGCCACGCCACAAGCUCAUACCUACGCCAUGGCCCAAUUCACCCACUUUGACGAAUAUGACUUCACAAUUCCCCAUGGUUUGAACAUCUACCAAACUGUUCCAACCAAUCUCUGCGCUGCUGGACACGCCAAUGCCUACAAUGGUGGUGACUACACUGGUAUGACCCUCCCAGGUUACUGGACUCUCAAUGAAAUCAAGGCUCCAUCUGGAUGUCAAUCUCACAGUGUUCCAUUCAGCUUUUGUUUGACUUCAUCUCCAGAAGCCAAUCCACAAAACAGAGAAUUCAGUUUCUAUGCCACAAAGCAAAACCACAAUCUUGUCUCUCAAAAGAUUGGAUGGGAAGACACUGUCUACCUCCAAACCGUUCCAUUGACCAGAUGUCAAGUCAAGUCUGUUGACUGGUGUCCAAAGGGUUAUGCCUACACUAUUGACGUUAAUAUCCCAGCCCGUUUCGAUACAAACGGUACUCUUGUAGUUAGCUUGGUCGACACUGUUAGUGGUGAUUCUCUCUUGAACUGUGCUGAUUAUACCUUUAUUCCACACGGUCACCUCUCUACUGGACAAUCAUCUGGUUCAUCUGCUUCUGGUUCUUCAGGAUCAGGCAGUGGAUCAUCUGGCUCUGGUUCAUCCGGAUCCGGUAGUGGAUCAUCUGGCUCUGGCUCAGGUUCAUCAGGUUCAGGUUCAGGUUCAUCUGGAUCUGGCUCUGGAUCAUCCGGAACUGGCUCAUCAGGUUCAGGUUCAUCAGGUUCCGGUUCAGGUUCAUCUGGAUCCGGCUCAGGUUCAUCCGGUUCAGGUUCAUCCGGCUCAGGCUCCUCUGGAUCAGGCUCAUCAUCUGCUUCUGGUUCAUCCGGAACUGGUUCUUCAGGAUCAGGCUCCUCUGGAUCAUCCGGUUCAGGUUCAUCCGGAUCAGGCUCCUCUGGAUCAGGCUCUUCUGGAUCAGGCUCCUCUGGAUCGGGCUCAUCAUCUGCUUCUGGCUCAUCUGGAACUGGUUCAUCAGGAUCAGGUUCAUCAUCUGCCUCUGGUUCAUCAGGAACUGGCUCAUCAGGUUCUGGUUCAUCAUCUGCCUCUGGUUCAUCUGGAACUGGCUCAUCAGGUUCUGGUUCAUCAUCUGCCUCUGGUUCAUCAGGAACUGGCUCAUCAGGUUCAGGUUCAUCAUCUGCCUCUGGUUCUUCAGGAACUGGCUCAUCUACUGCCUCAGGAACCGGUUCAUCUGGUUCUGGUUCAUCCGGAACUGGUUCAUCAGGAUCAGGUUCAUCAUCUGCCUCUGGUUCUUCAGGAACUGGCUCAUCAGGUUCAGGUUCAUCAUCUGCCUCUGGUUCAUCCGGAACUGGCUCAUCAGGUUCAGGUUCAUCAUCUGCCUCUGGUUCUUCAGGAACUGGCUCAUCUGGUUCUGGUUCAUCAUCUGCCUCUGGUUCAUCAGGAACUGGCUCAUCAGGUUCAGGUUCAUCAUCUGCCUCUGGUUCAUCAGGAACUGGCUCAUCAGGUUCAGGUUCAUCAUCUUCUGGUUCUUCAGGAACUGGCUCAUCAGGUUCAGGUUCAUCAUCUGCCUCUGGUUCAUCCGGAACUGGCUCAUCUGGUUCUGGUUCAUCAUCUGCAUCUGGUUCAUCAGGAACUGGCUCAUCAGGUUCAGGUUCAUCAUCUGCAUCUGGUUCUUCAGGAACUGGCUCAUCUACUGCCUCAGGAACCGGUUCAUCUGGUUCUGCCUCUGGAACUGCUUCAUCAACUGGUACCGCCUCCGGCACUGCCUCAUCCACUGGUACUGGUACUGCCUCUGGCACUGCCUCCUCAACCGGCACUGCCUCUGGCACUGCUUCAUCCACUGGUACUGCCUCUGGUACUGCCUCAUCCACCGGAACUGCCACCGGAACUGCCACCGGAACUGCCUCAUCAACUGGCACUGCCACCGGAACUGCUUCAUCCACCGGAACUGCUACUGGAACCGCCACUGGAACUGCCUCAUCCACCGGAACAGCCUCCUCAUCAUCUGGAAGUGCUACUGGUACCGCCACUGGCACUGCCACCGGAACUGCCUCAUCAACUGGUACUGCCACUGGCACUGCUUCGUCCACCGGAACUGCCACCGGAACUGCUACUGGAACCGCCACCGGAACUGCCUCAUCAACUGGAACUGCCACCGGAACUGCUACUGGAACCGCCACCGGAACUGCCACCGGAACUGCUACUGGAACUGCCUCAUCAACUGGCACUGCCACCGGAACUGCUACUGGAACUGCCUCAUCAACUGGUACUGCCUCUGGAACAGCUUCAUCUGGAGCUUCGACCACCGCCUCUACCUCUGCUAGCACAACUGCAAGCACAACUGCCACUACUACUGCCUCAACUACUGCUACUGGUACCGCCUCUACUACUGCCUCUACCACUGCAUCCACAACUGCAAGCACCACUGCCACUACUACUGCCUCGACCACUGCUACCACUGCUGGUGCCACCACCACUGCCGGUGCUACUACCCGUCCAUCAACCACUGCUGCCGCCACCACCACCGCCGGUGCUACUACCCGUCCAUCCACCACCGGCCGUCCAACCAGUGCUGCCACCACAUCUCCAGAUCUCGCUUCAUCCGAAACUCCACUUGAAUCUGCAGAUAACAGCAACAAUAAUAGCAGUGAUGCCGCCACUUUGAAAUCAAUUACCUUUGGAACCUUUAUGGUUUUAUUGGUUGCUGUAAUCCUUAAUUAA